CGUCAUCCUUACACUUAACAUUUUCAUCACCAAGUAUCUUCUUUCCACAAGUCGACAGGGAACGCGCAACCAUGGACCACAACACAAGCAACUCCUCAGCUCUUAUUCGCAAGAGGGGCGAUACAGAGUUGAUGCCGCCGCCGCCACCGACGAAGCGAAUCAAAAGACCAAAGAAAGUCCUCGACGAAGAGGGCUAUACAGACGCGCUAUCCCAAAUCAUCGCUCGCGAUUUCUUCCCCGGGCUUCUCGAGAGCGAAACACAACAAGAAUACCUAGACGCGGUCGAUUCGAAAGACGAAGCAUGGAUAUCGAGCGCGAGCCGACGUCUCCACCAGGUUAUGACACCGGGACAUCGAAGAUCGAGGAAGGGGACGUCGUUAGCGCCGGGCGCGCAGACACCUAGAGGUUUCAUUGGAGACACUCCAGUGUCUGUAUCGGGCGAAUCUACGAUAACUACUUUAAAAGAAAAGGACGAGGUCGAUAUUAAUAUGAGCUUGGGCGCAUUCCAAUCCAAAUACACAAGCGAAGACAACGAAAGCUUUUACAAGCUUCUGGAUAAGCAGAACUCCAAAAAGGCCGAGAAAUACGCUUGGCUAUGGACCGGGAAUAAGCUACCUUCCAAGAUGCAAUUAAAACAGAAGGAAAUUGAAGCGAAAUUAUCGGAGACGCGCGGCUUGACUGACGAUGGGUUCAAAAAGGACCGUUUAGCCAUCAAAGAUAAAGACGAGAGACCUGCUCAACCCGACACGUGGAAAUCAUUACCAAAUAAUUCCUUAAUGUUCGUACCUGAAAGCGUAGAGGAUUCGAUGGAGACUAGGAUACAAAAGUCGGAAGCAGAAUCUCGAGCUGCCCCCAAGGGCGUCAACUAUAACAACACUAGGCUGCCAGCGCCGAAGGUUAGCGAUGAAGAAUCCGUACCACCGUCGCCAUCGUUAUCUGCUGUGCGAGAUGCUAUCGCUGGGAAACGAAGAGAAAGUGAUCUUAAUUCGACCACUGCAGGAAACGAAACACCGAGGGUCAAUGGAUAUGCAUUUGUGGAUGAUGAAGAGCCGGAGUGGCAACAACCAGCGCCGAAAAUCGAUCUCGGCCCCGGGGAUGCGACACCGAAUCCAUUUAUCAUUAAGGAACAGAGCAAGAGAGAAGCUCUCCACCAUCGGAUGGUUGAUCGAAUCUCACAAUCCAAGAGAACGGCUUCUAAGGAGGGCUUGCUUGGGAAAGUUGAGAGGACGCCUGUUCCGAAAUUUCCAAGUAGUCCUCGGGUGACGGGUGGGUUGACACCGGCAGCGCAACGAUUAUGGAGCCAAAUCGGAGGGAGUGGUGGAAGCACUCCAAGAACACCAUUCGGACAAAGCACGCCGAUGAAAGGACGGUCCAAGUUAAAGCAGUCUUUGAAAUAGCAUGGAGUUGGUUAUGAAAUUAUGAUAGAACUAUGAUAUCCCCAACAAUAAAAUUGUUUUUAGACAUAAUACAAAUAUUAUGAAGUACUUCAUUCACAUCUUUCCGAGCUGUGAUUAAUAUUUCAUCCGAGUUCUGAUA
This is a messenger RNA of Hypoxylon trugodes, 1536 nucleotides long. Its product is annotated as nuclear protein DGCR14. The record is from RefSeq and is a predicted model, not a curated record. The transcript has a single exon. Lineage: Eukaryota; Fungi; Ascomycota; Sordariomycetes; Xylariales; Hypoxylaceae. The coding region runs from base 72 to 1397 and encodes 441 amino acids. Gene Ontology annotation, cellular component: catalytic step 2 spliceosome.